Messenger RNA from Lytechinus pictus (painted urchin), 2282 nucleotides. Its product is annotated as tyrosine-protein kinase JAK2-like. The transcript has 3 exons. Gene Ontology annotation, molecular function: non-membrane spanning protein tyrosine kinase activity; cytokine receptor binding. The record is from RefSeq and is a predicted model, not a curated record. Gene Ontology annotation, biological process: intracellular signal transduction; cell differentiation; cytokine-mediated signaling pathway. Lineage: Eukaryota; Metazoa; Echinodermata; Echinoidea; Temnopleuroida; Toxopneustidae. Gene Ontology annotation, cellular component: cytoskeleton; cytosol. Bases 541 to 1512 code for a protein of 323 amino acids.
GAUAUCAGCCUGGCACUCAUACCUGGUUCAUGUGUGCGCACACAUAUGAAGAGGAAGCUGGCUGCCCCUCAUACAGUCAUCACUACUUGUUGUAUUCAGCAGCUAUUAAUGAGCCUAUCGCUUUCUCAUGUCUGCUACUGUACCAUUGAUAUCAAGGAUGGCUACUCAAAACAUACAAAUUUGCAAAGUCCUGCGUUGCAGCGUACGAUCUGCAUGACUGUAGUGUGAACAUGUAGUAUGUACCGGUCCUACCGUGGAAGCCUCUUCAAGCUGAAACCAUGAUUUACCAUGAAGACAACUUCAGAAGAUCACCCUUGGGUCUGUGUUGAUGGGUUUUUGGGGGUUGACACACACAUCGCAGUAGAAUGACUUCCGACGAUGAUAAUAUAGCAAAUGAUAGCAGUACGGACCUUGCUGCGAUACCUUGAUGUAAACAUCUUCCGCAGAAGAACUUGAAAUUUUAAAAUGUGCAAUAUGAUCAAAGUAAAGGAUUGUCCAGUUGGUGCUCAUCGUUUGCAGAGUUUGGUGUAAGCUUUAUUAAUGACACAGAAACUGAGCAUUAGACACAUGGUCAACAUGCUGCACUUGCCCUCCAUCCGUAGUUCUCGGGAAUCCCCGGGCACACCCAACGGAAUGGAGCCAAAUGUUGUCGACGUCCAUACCUACAUGCGAGGUAAUCUGGUGAUCCCGUGGCGUGAAGGGCUGACCGUGGAGCACAUCUGCACCAAGGCAGCAAAGGAAUGUGGCAUUCUGCGGCUGACAAGCAAUCUCUUUGCCCUUUAUGAUAAGACCAAAAAGGUGUGGCUGUGCCCAACGGCUCGCAUCCUUUCCAAAAGGCAGAACCCGUCCCAGGAGCUUGAGUACCGCGUGAGGUUCCACACGGCCACCAUGUGCCCUUCGGGCGAUUCGCAGAGGUUCAUGCUUCUGGAAGAGAACGUUGUGAACUACAUGUUUCACCAGUACAGAGAGAGUUUCCUCAACGAUGAGGUUUUGGGACUGAGCACUGAGGAAUCGCUGGGCCUCAUGGUGUUGGACUUCAUGCAGCAUGUCAAAGAGGAUGGCAACACGUUGACCAAUAUGAACGGAAGAAUGCGCUUUGGACGCUUCUUGCCCAAGUCCCUCAGUGAGGGACUCUCAUGGUGGGACAAAGUAAAGCUGCGAAGAAAAGUACGGACUGCUCUCAAAGACUUCCGCGAUGACCCGCGAGAGGCGUUUGCUUUCCGGGUGAUGUUUCUCGUGUCGCUGAGCGAGGAGAUGAAAUCAAAGUGGGGGAUCGAACAAUUUACAAUGGUAAAUGGGGACAUCUAUGAAGUCAGUGGUAUCAAAGGAGUCACGAAGAAGAAGUUAGCAUAUGGGAAUGAAGAUGUUGUGGAAUCCUUUGCAUUUGAUGACAUCAUUGAUGUCAUCAUCUACCCUCCUACCAUAGAGAGAGUGCAUACGAUGUUACAGAUCAAUCGCAGAUCAACACCGCCUAUGGUGAGUAAAGCUUUUCUCAAUGAUAAAAGCUACUGAAAUCCUUCAAUCUGAUUGGCUGAUGGUAAAUUUGUUAUUUUGCAUAAAUUUGUUAAUUAUUAUAACAAUUCAAUAUGAAACGGGACCCUGAUUAAUCUAUAAAGUGAGUCAAGUUUUUGUGACCUUUUUAUUCUGUUGUGUUUUGUUUUUAUGAUUGAAUGUGUUUCAGAAUUCAGUUUCUAAUUAAUUUUACACGGGAAAGCAUCAUUGAAAUGUCUUGUGACAUAGCAUCGGGUUAUCGCGUGAGCUCGGGCAAACUCUUUAUUCGACCAUUUGAAAAGAGGGCCCCCUAAAUGCAUGAAAUAUUGGGUGCAGUUUAACGGACGCUUUGCAAAAAAUAUCAGUCAAACAUACAAUUGUCGGGGUCCAAUUUACCUGAUGAUUUGUGAAAAUGAACCAAAUAUACAAAUAAUAUGCGAUUUCUCGACCAUCCAUGAUAUUAAACGUGAUGUGAUGGAACAAGCCGAUUGAUUGUGUUCAAGAAUAUUAUUUCUACCAAUUUUACAUCUAGGGAAAUCUCAUUCAUUCAAAUGUCUUUGGAUGCAAAAUUCACAGCGUUUCGUGCAGUUCAUGAAAAUCAUUUUCUAGAUGUAUAUAUAUGUUUGUAAACAAAUACCUAGUCUUUUUUUAUCUUACAAUUUACAUGUACAUGCGAUUAAUACAAAAAGUGCUGACCUCGCGGCCCCAUGACUGAUUCUUAAAAUUUGGUACCAAAAUACCAAAAGAUGCGCAAGGCUUUAAGCCAUAAAACCAUGUAGUUGUGGAUUAGU